Staurois parvus is the source of this 302-nucleotide messenger RNA. The record is from the annotation of a GenBank genome assembly. Lineage: Eukaryota; Metazoa; Chordata; Amphibia; Anura; Ranidae.
AUGUGCAAUGUGUCAGUGAGUGAUGAGAUCAUUACGAUCCUCCAGCCUACUCUUCCAGUGCCUGCUGGGUCUGCUGAUCUGUGUGUUCUGUGUGUGUGUGUGUGUGUGUAUGGGCUGGGCUGUCUGCUGUCAUAGCGUUUUUAUCUCCCCCCAUUGCCUGGGGAAUUCCAGCCAGGGAUCUAUCAGAGUGUGGAUCCAUCAUCCUCCACUCAUUGCAACUGUCACCCUGCCACUGCCAGCCAUAGAUACAGUCCGUCCGUGACACUGAUUUUGUCUUUGGUGCUGGUGGCAACUUAUGGCAC